This is a messenger RNA of Folsomia candida, 3062 nucleotides long. Its product is annotated as phosphatidylinositol 3-kinase 2-like. The record is from RefSeq and is a predicted model, not a curated record. Bases 601 to 2583 code for a protein of 660 amino acids. Lineage: Eukaryota; Metazoa; Arthropoda; Collembola; Entomobryomorpha; Isotomidae. The transcript is spliced from 2 exons.
GGUUGGUAUUGGUUCUAUAUUAUGAAUCUGAACAUCAAGUCUCAAUUUUAUCCCAGAGACAAAAGUAGAGUCAGUCAGAGUUAAAAGAGCACUUGACCUGAUUGGUGUGAAGAAAUAUUUAUAUCGAAUCCAUCCAUUGUUACAUGAGAUUGAUUGUUGCCUCCCACGUCUCAAGUAGUGUUGGCGAGCAAAAAGUGAUACAAUAAUCCUAUUUAUUUACUAAUUAUACAGUUUGAUAAGUGUUGAAUUUUGAAAUCAUACGAAAACAUUGCGUGCAUGUUUGCACAAGAUAUAAUUCCGGAAGGUGGGACUGGCUCGUCUAGUUUUGAAAAUUUAGUGAUAUUUGACUAAAAGUGAUUUUCAUAUGAAGUAAAGAAAACCAGCAUUAUGCUGUAGAAACAAAGAAACUGAAAGGCGUCGUUGGCACAUAUGUAAGGUGUUCCGUGUCGUGCUCAGCAGAAGAAUUGGUUGUUAAAUGAUUUUUGCCAAACCUACGAUCGUGAGUCAGUAAUCCGUAUCACAAAACCAACCUGUACAACUUUCCUCACCUUCCUCAAAUCAAAAGUCAUUCAUCAUUGAAAUCUUGAUAUCUUUGAAAAAAUGACUCUUAUUAAUCCCAAUAACGUUAUCAUUUGCACUGCUACGUUUGUGAUUCUGUGUCUAAAUUUAACGGGAGGAAAUGCCCUUGAAUUCCCCAGAAAAAUUAAUCAGAAAGGUUACGGCUUCCCCUUGAAAAGAAAUGCACCAAGUGAUGAUGCUUUCGCAGAGUCAUUUGAGGAUCUCGUCCCCUUGGCGCAAUCCUACUUUAUAACCCCGGAAACCCCAUCCACAACUACGAUAAAACCCACUUUCAAGCGACGAUCGACUCUUCAACCAAUUACAUCUUGGGGUGGAGAUCGUCAAAACAAAAAUAAGAAAAAGGGAUAUACAAUUCCUUCCGAGGUUGACACUUCAACAAACAAUUAUAACCCAUUUAGUCAAAUCGUGGAUACCGGUUUCCAACCUAAAAAAUCCUACGGUAAUGGUGCUAAUAAAAAGAGGCGACCUUCUUCCAUCGAUAUGAUGCGAAGAGACCAGAAUGUUAAUGAGGGUGGAGUUCCAUCAAUCAAUAUUGAGAGCAGCACUGCCAAUUAUGAGAAGGAAACAGGAAAUGCAAAAGACAAUAAAAAAACUAUUGGUAGAAGGAAGCCCAAGAAGGUUAUUGAUUAUGCUGGAGGACCGAGUUUUGCUGUCAAUAAUAAUAAGAAUAAUAAUGAUAAUAAUAAAAUAUCAUCUCCACGACCCCAGAGAUUUGUUGGGCAGAGGAGAACAUAUCAAGCGAAGGUAAAAAACGUGGAAAAUGCCCCUGCAACUAGUUCGGAAACUCCAGUAGCAUUUACUAGCCCAAAUCCCUCAAGGGGGUCGUUUUCUCGAAGUGGACGGCAAUACGGUCGUCAGCAAAUCAGAACAACUGAGAAGUUGUACCCAGUGGAGAUCCAACCUCAAUAUGAAACCACUGAUAGCAAACCCCUUCUUCGCCGGAAAAAAUUUACCACCACCACCGCAACAUCUACAAACGAUGGUGACAAUGCUAAUAAUGUUGACAAAAUCCGACCCCGUCAAUCUCCCAAUUUAAAUGAUGCUGAUUUGCAACGAAUUAACUCCAACGUGUUUGCAAGUCGUAAGCCUUUUGCACUUGGCCGUGGUUCUACAACUUUUAUAAAUCCAGUUGACAAUGCUCAAGCCCAACAAGAUAGUGCUCCACUGAAUCGAAGGAUGCGACAUCGGCCAGGAACCCCCAUCGCGCAGAAGACAUUGCUCACACCUUUGGUUCCAGACUCUGAGCAUGAAUCUUCAUCGGAUGCCAUUACGGUUUUUGCUGAUUCCGAUGAUUCUCCUAAUAUCUCUUCCAACGCAACAAGUUUGUCAUCAGAUAGCUUACCACCAGUCUCUCGAAAUCUGUCCAAUAGGAAGCCAAACGCUUUGGAUAGACUUUCCAAUAGACAGGCAUCCGCUCAGAGGUUUCUGACACCAAAAAAGAACACUGAAGCUUCAUUAAUUGCGUCGCCACCUACGACAAAAGCACCUGCAAUCCAAAGCAAAACUCCGAGAAAAAGCCCCUUGUCUUUGGCCAACUUGAGGAAUCGUAGAUUGGGAGGCAGCUCUUCAACAACUACCAGCACAGAAGCACCGAUUGUGUCGCAAGUAGACCCCGAGAGCCACGAAGUCCUCGGAAACUUGGACGCCCUGGAAGGGACCGUCGUCGUAGAAAAUAAUCAAACCGCUCAAAACGGCACUGAAGCCGAUUCUCCGAAAGAAACAGCAGAAGUACAAGAAGAAGAGCCAAAUAAGUCGCCUUUGUCAGGAUUGCUUAGAAACAGGCGACCACCUCUUCGACGCCCUUUACCGGGUGCAAAACCUGGACACGAAAAUUCCCCAGUUAUUCAGAUCAAGCCACGUGGACCUAAUUUGAAACCAAGAACAACAGAGGCAACCACUCCCAAACCAAUAAAUAUCGAGACUACCACCCCACCCUCGUGUGAAGAUGGGAAAAGGUACAAUAAAAUAUUGAGAAAAUGCAUCCCUGCUUUUAAAUCUGGUUGAAGACUGGUUACUUAAAUGUUGAUAAUUUUUUUAUUUUGAAUUAAAUAUUGUUUUGUGUACAUGCCUUUAGACUUAUGAUUGUUGUGACUCAGUUUUGUAGGAUUCUAUAAUUUGCUAGAAAUAUCCGUCUGUCAUUUUAAUGCAUAUUUAAUUUAAUUAAUCAUUGGGUAGUUUUAUUUCACAUGUUUAAUUAAGUACAAUUCAUGCGACAUGAAAAUUGCAUGCAGACUAUAAUUAAUAUUACAAUAAUCUGAUAACUUGGUUGUUUGCUAAAAUAAUUACUUAUAAAAUACUAGGCUAGAAUUACGGCACAUAUAAAUAUGACAAUUAAUAUAAUUAGUAAAGCAGUGUAAAGGUAGGUACCCGCAUAAUAAAUGCACAUUUUAAAGUUAUGUAUAAAUUUAUAUCUAUGUAGUAAACAAGAUUAUCAAUAAAAGAUUUAAUGGAUGCUUGUGGUAUCACAAAUGUAAUUUGCCUAA